AUGUCAGCAGCUUCAAACUUCAAAAAGAUCGAAUUCUCAAGUCAAACUUUGUUUCUUAAUAACCACAGAAAGCAGCCUUUGCUCAUGAGAUCAGUUGAAAGGGCUCGAUAUGAACCUUUUCAGGGCCUAGAAGCAAAUAGUGCUGAUAAGCUUAACUGCUACGGCAAAGUAUUGGGGCCCAAAUACAGGACCAUUUGGAUUGGGGUGUAA
This is a messenger RNA of Dovyalis caffra, 210 nucleotides long. NCBI's taxonomy places the organism in Eukaryota, Viridiplantae, Streptophyta, Magnoliopsida, Malpighiales, Salicaceae. The record is from the annotation of a GenBank genome assembly.